AUGGGAAACUUGGAUCUUGAAACUGUCAAGACUCCAGAUGAGAUGCUGAGGAAUUCAUACAACACAUUUUUCAACGCAAAAGUGAAGAAAUUCCUGAAGGACAAUCCAUCUUCAGGAGCCAUGCCGGGGAAUGUAUCUCCACAUGAAAACCCAGAGGAGUUGAAACCUGAGAAGGAAAGGGAUGCUACGUCUGUUGACCUAAACACGGACUUGCCUUCUCUCAACGGUAAACCAAAAGUUGAUGCCACAGACUUUCUGCAAGCAGCCAAACAGAGACAAAAGGGCAAUGUGCCAACUACAGAUGUCAAGGGUCUGGACUCCUCUGACACUCCAAAGCCCAUUGAGAGUACCACAGAAACAGCAGAAAAUCGCUUGAGUGCAGAGGUUGCUUUACCUCAAGUGGACAUAAAAGCACCUGAUGAAAUGAGUGGAGGUACUGAGUUGCCUGUAGUAGAUGUUGUUGCAAAGAGUCCAGAUAUAUCUGAAGUAGACCCUUCAGGUUUAAUGCCUACAGCACCUGACCACAACAUUUGCGUAGGUGUAGACAUGGCAGAGCCCAAUGCAAACGUCAAAACUGACACCGAUAUCAGUGCAUCUCCUCCAGUCGUUUUAAGGGGAAAAGAUCAUGUGCAAUCCACACUCGAUGUAAGUCUCCCAGUUCCUCACGCUGAAAGUCUAGAGACAACAGUUAAGUUGACUGAUGACAUGCAAGUUCCAAGUUCAACUAUAGAAAUAGAUGUUCUGCCUUCAGACACUAAUCCCCCAGAAGUUGAAUUCACACCACCUAAUACCGACAUUCAUAUCCCUUCAAAAAACAAAACCAAGUCAUCUAAGAGGAAGUCAAGAAGCAGGGUGAGAGCACCAGAACUUGAUUUAGAUUCACCCUCAGGUUAUGAAUAUAGCUCGACUGGCAUACCUGACCUGAAUCUUGACGUUCCCUCAGCAUACAAAUAUGUCCCAGAUGCCUCACCAGAUCUUAACCUUGAUGUACCCUCAGCGUAUAAUUACGUCCCAAAUGGUUUACCAGACCUAAAUGUCGAUAUGCCCUCCGCAUAUGAAUACACAUCAAGAAAACUUGCUCAGGAAAAGCCAACCUUGAUCAUAGCAAGUCCCAAAACUAAGAGAAGAAUCAAAGCCCCAGAUUUAAAAGGUGAAGUUUCUAUAGGUGACCUCUCAAUUCCCCAAGCUGAAAUUGGUCUGAACGUUCCUGACCUGGAAGCAGAUCUAAAAGUGCCUGAUAUUGGCACUCUGCCUAAAGCAUCUGCUCUGGACGCUGGUGGAGGAGUAAAGACAGGAAGUCUAAGUACCAAAACACCGAAAGUGACAGGUAGCAUUGAUAUGCCAAACCCCGGUGGGCACUUACCAAAAAUAGACUUCAAAGGCCCAGAAACUGACCUCAAUAUUCCAGAUGUAGACAUUGAUUCUCCAUCAGGAAAAUUCAAAAUGCCUAGAUUUAAAAUACCAAAAUUCAGUUUUUCUGGCUUAAAAUCACCAAAUGUGGCUCUAGAGGAAAAUCUGACGGCACCCGAUCUAAAGAUGCCCUCACCUAAAAUAGCAGCUAAAACACGUGGACCAACUUUCGACUCAAAUAUUCCAACAACCGACUGGAAAGGUCUAAAAGCUAUAAAGACCCCAAAGCUUGAAGGUCCUGAUUGUGAAAUAAAUCCACCAGGUCUUGAUGUUGCCGUUCCUGACAUAGACAUGCAUUUCGCAAAACCUGAUCUGAAUGGCCCAGACAUUGAUUCACCAAAUAUAAAUGUUGAUAUGCCCUCUGCUCCUUCUGGAAAACUGAAGAUGCCUAAAUUUGGCCUCUCAGGAACCUUACCGAAAGCACCUGAGGCCGACCUCAAGAUGCCAAGUAUGAAUGUCAGUGGACCAAAGAUUAAAGGAGAUUUCAGUGUCCCUGAUACAGACAUGCGUUUGGGAAAACCUCAUCUCAAAGGUCCUAAAUUAGAUCUAAAUUCCCCUGAUGUGAACAUUGGUGCCCCAUCAGGUACAUUAAAAAUGCCCAAAUUCAAAAUGCCAAAGUUUAGCCUUCCAGGGCUGAAGGGUCCAGAUGUUGGCAUAGAUGGAGAUCUUGAUGGACCAGAUCUCAGUGUUUCACCACCUAAAGUGGGAGCUGCAUUUGAUGAUCCUGAUGUGGAUAUUAAUGUACCAAGAGCUCAUUGGAGAGGUCCAAAAGCAGAUAUGACAGGCCCUGAUGUGGAUAUAGGUAAACCAUCUGGCAAAUUUAACUGGCCUACUUUUAAGAUGCCUGACUUUGGCCUUUCUGGACCAAAGGUUAAGGGGCCUGAUUGUGAUUUAAAGACUCCAGAUGUGGACUUCUCAGCUCCCAAGAUCAAAGGAGGAAUCAAAGCACCAAAAUUGAGAUCCCCAGAUGUCAAAUUGAAAAAUCCUAAUCUAGAUGUUAGUGUUCCUAAUGCUGAUUUAGAUAUGCCUUCUGGCAAACUCCCAAAACUUAAAGAACCCAAGAUAGAUCUCUCAGCUCCAGAUUUUGACUUUGAUGCUCCUUCUGGAAAACUGAAGAUGCCUAAAUUUGGUCUCUCAGGAACCUUACCGAAAGCACCUGAGGCCGACCUCAAGAUGCCAAGUAUGAAUGUCAGUGGACCAAAGAUUAAAGGAGAUUUCAAUGUCCCUGAUACAGACAUGAGUUUGGGAAAACCUCAUCUCAAAGGUCCUAAAAUAGAUCUAAAUUCCCCUGAUGUGAACAUUGGUGCCCCAUCAGGUACAUUAAAAAUGCCCAAAUUCAAAAUGCCAAAGUUUAGCCUUCCAGGGCUGAAGGGUCCAGAUGUUGGCAUAGAUGGAGAUCUUGAUGGACCAGAUCUCAGUGUUUCACCACCUAAAGUGGGAGCUGCAUUUGAUGAUCCUGAUGUGGGUAUUAAUGUACCAAGAGCUCAUUUGAAAGGCCCAAAAGCAGAUAUGACAGGCCCUGAUGUCGAUAUAGGUAAACCAUCUGGCAAAUUUAACUGGCCUACUUUUAAGAUGCCUGACUUUGGCCUUUCUGGACCAAAGGUUAAGGGGCCUGAUUGUGAUUUAAAGACUCCAGAUGUGGACUUCUCAGCUCCCAAGAUCAAAGGAGGAAUCAAAGCACCAAAAUUGAGAUCCCCAGAUGUCAAAUUGAAAAAUCCUAAUCUAGAUGUUAGUGUUCCUAAUGCUGAUUUAGAUAUGCCUUCUGGCAAACUCCCAAAACUUAAAGAACCCAAGAUAGAUCUCUCAGCUCCAGAUUUUGACUUUGAUGCUCCUUCUGGAAAACUGAAGAUGCCUAAAUUUGGUCUCUCAGGAACCUUACCGAAAGCACCUGAGGCCGACCUCAAGAUGCCAAGUAUGAAUGUCAGUGGACCAAAGAUUAAAGGAGAUUUCAAUGUCCCUGAUACAGACAUGAGUUUGGGAAAACCUCAUCUCAAAGGUCCUAAAAUAGAUCUAAAUUCCCCUGAUGUGAACAUUGGUGCCCCAUCAGGUACAUUAAAAAUGCCCAAAUUCAAAAUGCCAAAGUUUAGCCUUCCAGGGCUGAAGGGUCCAGAUGUUGGCAUAGAUGGAGAUCUUGAUGGACCAGAUCUCAGUGUUUCACCACCUAAAGUGGGAGCUGCAUUUGAUGAUCCUGAUGUGGGUAUUAAUGUACCAAGAGCUCAUUUGAAAGGCCCAAAAGCAGAUAUGACAGGCCCUGAUGUCGAUAUAGGUAAACCAUCUGGCAAAUUUAACUGGCCUACUUUUAAGAUGCCUGACUUUGGCCUUUCUGGACCAAAGGUUAAGGGGCCUGAUUGUGAUUUAAAGACUCCAGAUGUGGACUUCUCAGCUCCCAAGAUCAAAGGAGGAAUCAAAGCACCAAAAUUGAGAUCCCCAGAUGUCAAAUUGAAAAAUCCUAAUCUAGAUGUUAGUGUUCCUAAUGCUGAUUUAGAUAUGCCUUCUGGCAAACUCCCAAAACUUAAAAAACCCAAGAUAGAUCUCUCAGCUCCAGAUUUUGACUUUGAUGCUCCUUCUGGAAAACUGAAGAUGCCUAAAUUUGGUCUCUCAGGAACCUUACCGAAAGCACCUGAGGCCGACCUCAAGAUGCCAAGUAUGAAUGUCAGUGGACCAAAGAUUAAAGGAGAUUUCAAUGUCCCUGAUACAGACAUGAGUUUGGGAAAACCUCAUCUCAAAGGUCCUAAAAUAGAUCUAAAUUCCCCUGAUGUGAACAUUGGUGCCCCAUCAGGUACAUUAAAAAUGCCCAAAUUCAAAAUGCCAAAGUUUAGCCUUCCAGGGCUGAAGGGUCCAGAUGUUGGCAUAGAUGGAGAUCUUGAUGGACCAGAUCUCAGUGUUUCACCACCUAAAGUGGGAGCUGCAUUUGAUGAUCCUGAUGUGGGUAUUAAUGUACCAAGAGCUCAUUUGAAAGGCCCAAAAGCAGAUAUGACAGGCCCUGAUGUCGAUAUAGGUAAACUAUCUGGCAAAUUUAACUGGCCUACUUUUAAGAUGCCUGACUUUGGCCUUUCUGGACCAAAGGUUAAGGGGCCUGAUUGUGAUUUAAAGACUCCAGAUGUGGACUUCUCAGCUCCCAAGAUCAAAGGAGGAAUCAAAGCACCAAAAUUGAGAUCCCCAGAUGUCAAAUUGAAAAAUCCUAAUCUAGAUGUUAGUGUUCCUAAUGCUGAUUUAGAUAUGCCUUCUGGCAAACUCCCAAAACUUAAAAAACCCAAGAUAGAUCUCUCAGCUCCAGAUUUUGACUUUGAUGCUCCUUCUGGAAAACUGAAGAUGCCUAAAUUUGGUCUCUCAGGAACCUUACCGAAAGCACCUGAGGCCGACCUCAAGAUGCCAAGUAUGAAUGUCAGUGGACCAAAGAUUAAAGGAGAUUUCAAUGUCCCUGAUACAGACAUGCGUUUGGGAAAACCUCAUCUCAAAGGUCCUAAAUUAGAUCUAAAUUCCCCUGAUGUGAACAUUGGUGCCCCAUCAAGUACAUUAAAAAUGCCCAAAUUCAAAAUGCCAAAGUUUAGCCUUCCAGGACUGAAGGGUCCAGAGGUUGGCAUAGAUGGAGAUCUUGAUGGACCAGAUCUCAGUGUUUCACCACCUAAAGUGGGAGCUGCAUUUGAUGAUCCUGAUGUGGAUAUUAAUGUACCAAGAGCUCAUUGGAGAGGUCCAAAAGCAGAUAUGACAGGCCCUGAUGUGGAUAUAGGUAAACCAUCUGGCAAAUUUAACUGGCCUACUUUUAAGAUGCCUGACUUUGGCCUUUCUGGACCAAAGGUUAAGGGGCCUGAUUGUGAUUUAAAGACUCCAGAUGUGGACUUCUCAGCUCCCAAGAUCAAAGGAGGAAUCAAAGCACCAAAAUUGAGAUCCCCAGAUGUCAAAUUGAAAAAUCCUAAUCUAGAUGUUAGUGUUCCUAAUGCUGAUUUAGAUAUGCCUUCUGGCAAACUCCCAAAACUUAAAGAACCCAAGAUAGAUCUCUCAGCUCCAGAUUUUGACUUUGAUGCUCCUUCUGGAAAACUGAAGAUGCCUAAAUUUGGUCUCUCAGGAACCUUACCGAAAGCACCUGAGGCCGACCUCAAGAUGCCAAGUAUGAAUGUCAGUGGACCAAAGAUUAAAGGAGAUUUCAAUGUCCCUGAUACAGACAUGAGUUUGGGAAAACCUCAUCUCAAAGGUCCUAAAAUAGAUCUAAAUUCCCCUGAUGUGAACAUUGGUGCCCCAUCAGGUACAUUAAAAAUGCCCAAAUUCAAAAUGCCAAAGUUUAGCCUUCCAGGACUGAAGGGUCCAGAUGUUGGCAUAGAUGGAGAUCUUGAUGGACCAGAUCUCAGUGUUUCACCACCUAAAGUGGGAGCUGCAUUUGAUGAUCCUGAUGUGGAUAUUAAUGUACCAAGAGCUCAUUGGAGAGGUCCAAAAGCAGAUAUGACAGGCCCUGAUGUGGAUAUAGGUAAACCAUCUGGCAAAUUUAACUGGCCUACUUUUAAGAUGCCUGACUUUGGCCUUUCUGGACCAAAGGUUAAGGGGCCUGAUUGUGAUUUAAAGACUCCAGAUGUGGACUUCUCAGCUCCCAAGAUCAAGGGAGAAAUCAAAGCACCAAAAUUAAGAUCCCCAGAUGUCAAAUUGAAAAACCCUAAUCUAGAUGUUAGUGUUCCUAAUGCUGAUUUAGAUAUGCCUUCUGGCAAACUCCCAAAACUUAAAAAACCCAAGAUAGAUCUCUCAGCUCCAGAUUUUGACUUUGAUGCUCCUUCUGGAAAACUGAAGAUGCCUAAAUUUGGUCUCUCAGGAACCUUACCGAAAGCACCUGAGGCCGACCUCAAGAUGCCAAGUAUCGGCUAG
This is a messenger RNA of Clupea harengus (Atlantic herring), 6261 nucleotides long. Its product is annotated as neuroblast differentiation-associated protein AHNAK. Bases 1 to 6261 code for a protein of 2086 amino acids. Gene Ontology annotation, biological process: regulation of RNA splicing. The transcript is spliced from 3 exons. The record is from RefSeq and is a predicted model, not a curated record. Gene Ontology annotation, cellular component: costamere; nucleus; cytoplasm. Lineage: Eukaryota; Metazoa; Chordata; Actinopteri; Clupeiformes; Clupeidae.